This is a messenger RNA of Austrofundulus limnaeus, 3560 nucleotides long. RefSeq names its product vascular endothelial zinc finger 1a (gene vezf1a). Gene Ontology annotation, biological process: regulation of transcription by RNA polymerase II. The record is from RefSeq and is a predicted model, not a curated record. Gene Ontology annotation, cellular component: nucleus. Lineage: Eukaryota; Metazoa; Chordata; Actinopteri; Cyprinodontiformes; Rivulidae. Gene Ontology annotation, molecular function: sequence-specific DNA binding; DNA-binding transcription factor activity, RNA polymerase II-specific. The coding region runs from base 88 to 1473 and encodes 461 amino acids. The transcript is spliced from 5 exons.
GGUUACCGGAAGUUGUUUCAGCUGCCAUGUUUGGUUGCUUUGUUGUAGGCUUCUACUGGGUUUCCUACAGAAUCACUAAGUGUGGAAAUGGAGCCGAGCUGGAGUACGUUUCUCUUCCAACAGGCCAAUGAAGCCCUCCACCACCAGCAUCAGGUGGCCCAGAAUAGCCUGCUGCCACUUCUUAAUGCUGGAGCUGAGCAAAUUGACCAGAAACCUAUCCUACCCAUCCAAAUAGACCAGAAGCCUCCUGUCAGUGCUGCUGAACUCCUGAAAGACAAUGUGGCUAGUGGAGGAGGCCAACGGCCACCAGUGCCUGUGAUAAAGAAGGAACACAAAGGCAAAACCCCUUUUGUCUGUGGGUACUGCAACAAGGCCUUUCGUGACAGUUACCAUCUAAGACGCCAUGAGUCCAGCCACACCGGUAUCAAGAUGGUGUCGCGUCCAAAGAAGACAGCCCAAACAGCUCCCACCAUGGUACCGAUGAUUGCCUCCAUGCCGCGAGAGAACAACAGCAACUCAUCCUACAUCUCCACAGUAGCAGGCAUCCUCUCUACGGCGACCACUUCGGUUUCUUCAGGCACGAGUAUCAUGACGUCAUCUGCGAUGGGCAACGUUCAGCAGCAAAAUGUCCCCAAGAAACCCCCCAAACCUGUCAAGAAAAACCACGGGUGCGAGAUGUGCGGCAAGGCCUUCCGUGAUGUCUACCACCUGAAUCGUCACAAGCUAUCCCAUUCAGAUGAGAAGCCCUUCGAGUGCCCCAUCUGCCAGCAACGCUUUAAAAGAAAGGACCGAAUGACCUACCAUGUUCGCUCUCACGACGGAGGGGUCCACAAGCCCUACGUGUGUUCUGUGUGUGGGAAAGGCUUUUCCAGGCCAGACCACUUGAGCUGCCAUGUGAAGCAUGUGCACUCCUCAGAAAGACCGUUCAAAUGUCAAGUAACGGCCUGUACCUCUGCUUUUGCCACCAAAGACCGACUCCGUUCCCACAUGAUCCGGCAUGAAGGCAAGGUGACCUGCAGCAUCUGUGGGAAGAUGCUCAGUGCAGCUUACAUUACCAGUCAUUUGAAGACUCAUGGACAGACCAACUUUAACUCCUGUAACAAAGAGGGUAAUGAUGGCUGCAACUCUGCCUCGGCUACGCCAGUGUCCGUUUCUGCCCCCAUCACCUCAGCGAUGAACCGGGUCAACUUGAACAACAACAACCCCGUCACUAUAGCCGCACAAAUGAACAUUAGCACCAACACGGUCAACAUCACGUCCCCCGUCAGCCUCCAGCACCCGGUCACUCUCACCGGCCCCGUCAACAUUGCGUCUGUGAACAUCCCUGCCUCGGCACCCAUGAAUAUUGCCCACCCAGUGGCAAUAACCACCCCAAUGCCUAUGAAUAUAGCCGGUCCACUAAACAUCGCAAUGAGGCCUGUAGACAGCAUGCCUUUUCUGUCCCAAGUCUUGCCUUCUUCCCCUCCUUGGUAGAAAAAUAAAAUAAAGUUAGAGAGAGGAAAAAAGUAUCAACAUCUAACUGGCCAGAAAGAAAGGGAAAAUGAAGUGUAACAAGAGWCUCCUGACCUCAUAUUUGCAGCUCCCCUCUCACCCCCCACGAGCUGCGAGGCCAGUAGGAGCUCCCAAAGUCCUAACUGUGUCCCAGCUAACGUUAAGUGACUGGCAUGUGAUGCAGAACAAUUAAAUAGACUUCUAGUAGGAUUUAUCUUGAAAUCAAGACAGCCGUGAGACUUAGUGUAGGCAGUUAGAGUGAUAAAACUGUGAUUUGAGUCAUGAUGAAUGAGAGCGGAGGACUUUUGAUUUAAAAAAAACAUACUUUUAUUUUGUUUGGUUUUUUUUUUUUUUUUCGUUUUUUUUACUUAAUAUUUUUUAUUUUUUAUGGGAGAUGUGGAAUGGACUGAAGCAAUAACCAUGAAUUGCUGUUUCUGACGUUUUACAAGAUCUCUCCCGAGGCCGCUGGGCGCUUAUUUGUAUGUAGCUUUUUUUUUUUUUUUCGUUUUGUUUUUUACUUUUUAUUUUUAUUACUAUAGCCUGCUAAUCACUAUUUAAUGUUAUAGGAAAUGAGUUUAGAAAAAGGGACAGUCACUUCCACUUGCAUGGAAGACUUAUUUUUUCACAAUGUUAUAGCAUUUCUUUUUCUCAGAUAGUAGAUAAGCUCUUGAGGUACAGUGACUAACUUGUACAGUUGACAUAGUAAUGUAUUUUCACCACAUUGUUUUUUAUUUUAUUUUUCCUUUCGUCAUUUCAGUGGACAAUGUGGACACUGGCCUCUUGACUAUGAAAAACCUUUUCUACUUAUAUGGAAACACAAAAGUUUGUUUUUUAUUUGUGUUUAUUUUGUUAUUUUUAUUUUCCCAUGAAGUCAGAAUGGAAUGAGUCUUGCACUGAAGGCAGAUCCUACAUGCAGGUGACCAGCAGUAUUAUCAAAGAUCAAAUGGAGUUUUAAGUGUUUCGGUCUGCCAGCCUACACUUAAGGGCCAUCUAGUGGCAGAGUACGUAUAAAGCCUGGCCUUGUAGUGAAGCUUUUCAAGCUGUUAAUGCCACCAAUGAGGUGUCAAAUAGUUUAAGCGGACUUCUUUUUUUUAAAACAUUGUUUUAUUAUUGCAAUUAUUUAUCAUUGUUCUGUUACAGCCCCACUAUUAUACACACGUUUUCACUCAGGAAAGACAAAGGUUCAUUAAUCAUGAACUACUCUGUAUCUCUUCGGUCUCCCUGAAACAUUUGCAGUGUUCACUUCAAAUUCGACUCAUCAGGAAUUCCAGAUGUACUCAUUUCAGCCGUCCAUWUAAAAACCAAUCAUUUACUGUACGAUAAAAUAGAUGCUGUACGUCUYUUACUUUACACUUCAGUCUCGGUCUGGAACUGGAUGAGUUUCGAUAAAAGUACCAUUUUUUUGCACCCAUUUCCAAAAAUAACAGGAUAAGAUUGAUGUUGCAUGACCCUAAAACACUGUAGCUGUUCAACAUUAACGAUUUUCUUUUUAUUUUGUCGAUGAAUGCCAUGUUAUUUCAGCAGUGUUGCAGCUCGAUUGAGUUGGUUCAGUUUAUACAAAGAAAUGCAAUAUGCAUGUUUGUCAGUUAUUUUUCCCCCCCAAGUUUUUUUAACAAAAUGUUAGUGUAGCUUUUUUUUAUUCUUAUGCAUUUACGUAGAUACACUAUAAUAGCCUGAUUGCCAAAUUUGAAACAUUUUAUGAUGUGAAAACAUGAAUUAUUCUUGUGAAAUUGAACAUCUCGUUUAUUUUAAGAAAAAAAAGUAAUAAUUGGAAAUACCAGGACCCUUGUGAAAAGCAGUUGAAUGUAUAUCUUUGUACAAAACCUUUAGUUCCAAGGAUAUGGUAGUUACAAUAGAUGUGAAAGAUAAGAACCUUUUUUAUAAAUCUUUUGUAUUAGAACAUUAACAUUGAUAAUUUUGUAUAUAUGAGAGGCUAGGCUUUCUGAUUAGCAGAAAGGUCAAACAUUCCUACAUUUUUUAAAUGUACGUUUGUCAAAUUAUUACUUAAACAUGCGCAAUGUUCUGUGCCUUUUAUUUGGGUUGUCUAAAUAAAAGAAAAUUAUCAGAUG